Molecule: messenger RNA, 1695 nt
Organism: Boleophthalmus pectinirostris (great blue-spotted mudskipper)
Lineage: Eukaryota; Metazoa; Chordata; Actinopteri; Gobiiformes; Gobiidae
Gene: olfml1
Product: olfactomedin-like 1
Exons: 8
Coding region: 74-1297 (407 amino acids)
Biological process (GO): signal transduction
Source: RefSeq, a predicted model, not a curated record
GACAACACAACAGAGCUGGAAUAGUUCAUCUAGGUCCAAAAGUUAUAACAAGUAACCACGAUUGCUUGGUAACAUGUUUUUCACUAAGAUGGUGGGCAGAGGGGUUCUUCUUCUAGCUGUACACCUGUGCGUGGCUCUGGUCUCAGUUCAAAGCCAGGGAUCUCAACAGGACAGCUUCAUUAUACAGUAUCUGGAGCGCAGGUUGGCACAGAUAGAGGAGCGUUUGAGCCAAUGUGAGCUACAGAGUAUAACUGCCACACAGAAAAUUUAUGAGCUUUCCUCAGAGGUCAAAGGUCACAUGUCUACUCUUGGUAUUUUUCAAUCUGAGAUGAAGACUCAGGUGGAAAGUGUCUCCACUCGUGUGGAGCGAAUGGAGAGAGAGAUGGAGUACCUGGAAAACAAGAUCCCCACACAGUCUGACAUUGAGAUGGAGGAGGCCCUUUUGGAGCAACAGAUCAAGGACAUCGAGCAGGAGCUGAAGCAGAAGGCCAAGUUCAAAGUAGAAAAUGACUGUAAUACAGCACUAAGCCAAAUCAAGUCUCUGAAGAUUGUAAAAAAAGUUGGGGACACUUCUGGGUCCUGGUUUAAAGACCCUUCAGAGGGGUCAAAUAAGGUGUACCUGAUGAGUGGAAUCCGGAACAAUACUCUGGUGGAGUAUGUUUCACUGAAGAGAUUUACAGAGAAGUCUAUCACUCCAGCUCCCAAAGAACUGCAGCUUCCUUUCUACUGGCAGGGCACUGGGCAGGUUGUCUACAAUGGGUUCCUUUAUGUCCACAAAGCAGACACACCAAAUCAGAUACUCAAGGUUGAUUUACUGAAUGGUACAGUGGUGGACAGCACACUACUUCCUGGAGCAGGUCAAAUGCCAGUCUACAGUCUGAAUCCAAACACAUAUAUGGACUUUGCUGUUGAUGAGCUAGGCCUAUGGGUCAUCCAUGCUGAUUCAGAAUAUGGAGGAAACCUUGUCAUCACUAAACUGGAUAAAGCUAGUCUGUCAGUAGAAUAUACUUGGGAUACUCAGUGUAAAAGUCGGGAUGCUGAAGGAGCCUUCAUCAUUUGUGGGACUCUGUAUGUGGUCUAUAACACACGUUAUGGGGGACGCUCCACUGUGCAAUGUCUCUUUGACAUCCAUGACACCAUUCACAGUAAUGAGAGCCCCGUGAUGUUCUUCCCAAAGAGGUACACGAGCCACAGCAGCAUCCACUACAACCCCAAAGACAAACAGCUGUAUGCCUGGGAUGACGGAUACCAAACAAUUUACAAAGUGGAGAUACAGAGGAAUGUCACUGCUCAAUGAUGAUUUUUUUUCAAUGUGGAUGUCAUGAUUGCACCUGAACUAACCCACACAUGGUCUACGGUUAUCCUGGGAAAUGUAUUUUUAAAUCGUUUUAACUGCUACAAUUUAUGUCACUUGUCAACACAAUAAAUGAUAUUGGUCUGCAAUAGUCUACUCUAGCCACUUCUAGUUUGCCAAAGUUGUCAUAAUGGUGAAGCUUUUGUUUUAAUAAAUAUAUCGUGAUUGGACUUUUUAAAAGAGUAAGUCACCAACUGGCAUCAACCAUAGACUAUGAUAAACAUAAUUGUAUGCAUUAUCCAACAUACAGGACAUGCUUUUUAAACUCAGCCUUCUUAUACAUUAUAUAAUUCUGUGACAGAUGUUUAGAUCUAUCUUUAUCAACAUUCUUACCUCUCUGC